GUGAGAUCCGUGAGAUUCCCGUGGCUGCGUUAAUUAUUCGCGCGAACCCCUCCCCCCCCCCUCGAACUCAAAACACACAGACACAUAUAAACAUACGAAUUUUGUUAUUAUUUUUUGUUCUGGUGCGGUUCGUGGGUGGAAAAAGUGUUGGAGAAUGCAAUAAAGAACAAGAGUGCUAUAGGAGACGGAGAAAAAACACGUAGUGCGCGCCCCAAAGGACGAGCGUUUGCAAGACUCAAAACACACGUACUCGCACGCGGGAUUGAUUUCAAUGUGCGGAAAAGCAAGGGAAACGGAGCGGGGGGGGUCGGCGAUCUUCGGCUGCGUGUUGCCGAAAUCCUAGUGUUAAAUAAAAAACAAGAAUCGUUGACCAAAGGCUAAAAAAAUUAACAUAAAAAAGAAUUAAAAAUAAAGCGCAGGGUAGAUUUUCUCGUAUCUACGGUCCUGGUGAAAAUAUCGAAGAAUCUUCCUCUCUUUCUCGCUCCCACGUCCCCUCGCCUAUUUCCCUCUCUCUCUCUCUCUCUCUUUCCCUCUCUUUCCUUCCCUCUCGCUUCCUCGUGAUCGGGCGACUACGAGGCUCAACAAGAUUCCUCGGGAAAACUCAACAAAUUGUUUUUUUUUAUUUAAAAUGGAACUUCGGUUGCACUCGCCAGCAGGAGCGGAACCCAUUGUUUAUCAGUGGCCACUCACUUCCGGUUCUGGAUCGGAUCGUCAUGACGGGGCCUUGGACGUAGUGGAGACAAUGAGAUGGGUUUGCGAGGAUUUGCCAGAUUUGAAAUUGCCACUCGAAAACAAUAUUCUAUGCAGUUACGACACGAGGGAUUUUGAGAGCAUGAAAAGCCUCUGCGACAGAUUCAACAGAGCCAUUGACAGUCUCGUACAGUUGGAAAAAGGAACGAGUUUGCCUUCGCAACGAUUGAACAAGCGUCCGAGCAGAGGUUUGCUACGUCACAUAUUGCAACAAACGUACAAUCAAGCUGUCGUCGAACCUGACAAAUUGAAUCAAUAUGAGCCUUUCUCACCGGAAGUUUACGGCGAGACGAGCUAUGAAUUGGUUUGUCAAAUGAUCGAUCAGAUCGACGUCACUGAGGAUGACGUUUUCGUCGAUUUGGGCAGCGGUGUUGGACAAGUUGUUCUCCAAAUGGCGGCUGCAACACUUUGCAAAAUUUGCCUGGGUGUCGAAAGGGCCGAUGUGCCAUCGAAAUAUGCUCAGAGUAUGGAAAUAAAUUUCCGCAAAUGGUUGAGCUGGUACGGCAAACGUUGCGGAGAAUAUCGUCUAAUAAAGGGAGAUUUUUUGGCGGACGAGCAUCGUGAAAGUAUAACAGGAGCGACUAUAGUAUUUGUAAAUAAUUUUGCAUUCGGGCCAACGGUCGAUCAUCAGUUGAAAGAAAGAUUCGCUGAUUUGCGAGAUGGAGCUCGUAUCGUAUCGUCCAAAUCAUUUUGUCCACUUAACUUUCGUAUUACCGACCGAAAUCUCAGUGACAUAGGUACGAUAAUGCACGUGUCGGAGAUGUCGCCGUUGAAGGGAUCAGUAUCUUGGACGGGUAAGCCGGUAUCGUAUUAUCUACACGUGAUAGAUCGGACAAAACUGGAGCGUUAUUUCCAUCGUUUGAAGAACAACAAGCAGGGUGGUCUUGACAUUGAGAAUAACGAUUCUGUGAUAAGCAACACUGCCAGCAAUAGUAGUAAGGUGUCAGCUCGUUUGGAGCGAAGCGAAAGAUCGAAACGUGAUUUCUUGCGUCAAUUGGACAGCCCGAAUAAUUCAGAGCAGCUUGGUAGCGGUAGCGACUCUGAUUUGGAUGAGAAUAGCAUGAAAACCCGUCGUCAACCUUCGAAGAUACGUAGAAAAUUGAGUAGAAAAGUCGGCGCUGGCAUUGGCAGACCCGCAGCCCGAGGAAGACAACGUGGACGAGGCGUUAAAAAAGCUAAACCUAAAAAAACAAUCAACAUAUCCGGCUUGGAUCUUUUGCACAGUCAGACUUUAUUAAGCACAUCCCCACAAGCGAUUGGUAAAAAAUUACCUCCUGCUCCUGGCUGCGUCGAUCAACAUUUGUCUUCUUUAUCGCUUUCUCUUCAACCGCAUACAGCCACUGUACACGAAGAACUCAGCAUACCUGCAGCUCCAUCUGCAACUCCUUAUGCUCUUCAGAUUCUCCUCGAUUUGUACAGGGAUCAAUUCAUGUCGAUACUGGAGUCUAUGAGAACGCCUUCAUAUCGAAUAUCGGUGAAUACCGAUUUAGCGAAAGAACGAGAACGUAAUUCGAAGCUACAAUCGCGAGCAGCACAGCUUGAAAAACAAAUAAAAGUAUUGAUUGACGACAGCGUAGCGCUUCUGAAAGCGAGGAUGACGGAGCUGGGUAUAAACGCAACGUCACCAGGCGAUUUACUCGCUAAAGCUAAAGAAAUCGUACUUCGUCACAAGCAGUUACAAGCGAAAGCAAGUAAGUUGCAGGCUCAGGUGUCAUCGAUGGAAACGGAACAGUCACGACUGUCAGCAUUGCGACACCAGGAGCUUCAAGAAAAAUACAAUAAUCACGGGAAUAAUAUUCCACCUCCGCCCCAACCACUCACUCAGGACUAUAUUCUGAAGGAAAUAUCAACGACUCUCUCGCAACGAAAGAAAUUACACUCACAGGUUUCGAAGUUGGAGCAUGAAUUGAACGUUCUGGAACGUGCUACCAGCGAGAAGCAGGCAGCAGCUCUCGUGCAACAGCAGCGCGAGGCUGCAGUAAGUAAACUAUCGCAAAAUCAUCAUCAGCAACAAAACGGUAAAGCGGGCACGUCUCGCAAGAACCGUGAGGGUCGUUCGAGGUCUCAAGAGUGGCCAGAUGUUCCGGACAUCGGUAAAAUCCAGGAAAAUAAUCCAGAGAUAUUAGCGCAGAAAAUUUUGGAGACUGGCAGACAGAUUGAGGCUGGUAGAAUUCCAAACAGACAAGGGUCUCUAGGUAAUAAUUCGAACAACUCGCGGGCGAGGUUGCCUCAAGCUACCUUCAGUUUUGCGUCCUCAAAUGGUCCACCAACGUCACAAGCUCAAGGCAACUCUAGAGAACCAGCCAAUCGAGUUCAGGAACCGCCAAGGGUUGCUAACUUCGAGGACAGACUUAAAAGCAUUAUUACUAGUGUAUUGAAUGAGGAUCAGCAAAAUCGGAGUAAACAACAGCAACAACAACAACAACAGCAACAACAACAACAACAGCAUCAACAACAACAACAACAACAACAACAACAACAGCAGCAGCAGCAACAGCAACAGCAACAGCAACAACACCAGCAGCAACAGCAACAACAACCAACGCCAAUGCAAGCGCAGCAAGGACAACUAAGUGAGCCUGACCGGAAACGAGUUGCUCUGCCAUCGAACGUUACUACUCCCGAUUAUACUCAGGUGUCUCCAGCGAAAUUGGCACUUCGCCGACAUCUAUCGCAGGAGCGUUUGACGUCUCACAUGACGACAACGGAAAGAUCGACGAUUGAUCCACGACAGGGAAACCACGAGAAUCGCGUCGUUCAGGGUGGAGGAUCGGGUCUGUUGGGAACAAGAACGAUCGGUGAUCUUGUGAGCGGUGAGAUCGAAAGAACCUUGGAAAUAUCGAAUCAGUCGAUAAUAAAUGCUGCGGUUGACAUGAGCGCGAUUAUUCGACCGGAAGCGGUUUACUCACCGAUCAGCAGACCUGCCAGUGCGGAAGGUGAAACGGGACUGGCAACAUUGGCCCAUGUCGCUAGUUACGCCCCGACCUCUUCCGCCGUUUCUACCCCAACACCCUCUGUCUCCUCAAGGUCAUCCGUUCUAUUUACACCUGUCAGUCAGCCUCAGAGGUACACUCCGGUCCAGUUACCACGAGCCGAUAUAAAACCUUAUCACGAAUCUUAUUUCUCUGACAAUCCGAGCCAAACCAUUUCCCAAACUCAACCUGCGCCUCCGCUCCACUCUUCGAGCCAAUCAACUUCUAACGGGGAAUUGUUGCCCGUUGAAGGUCUCGCAGCUUCCCUACACGCCCGGAUACUCAACAAUCACACCGGUCCGAGUAAAAGUGAGCCGGUCGUUCCAAACGGAAGAAGAUACCAACCUUAUCCACGCUACUCGAGUAGCAACAGCAACAGCAGUAACGGCAGCACCGUGACGACACCCCCAGCACAACAAUCCUCGAUUUUAGUAAAAACCGAGAGCAACGUUUCGUCAGUGAGCACUAGUGGUGCACCUUUGAGUCCUCUCCUCGUCGAACCACAUUCCAACACUUCGACCCCUCUGGUCGAUGAGCCCAGUAUGUCGAAUCAGCGACAACGCAACGGGACCGGGGAGGACGAUGGAGAAGCCGACUGGCAAGAUCGAAUUAGUUCUGGCUUUGACCGAUUGGUAGCCUUCGCAUCGACAGAACUCGACAAACGUCGUAGAUCGACGGAAGGCGUUAAUACGAGUCCGGACAGUGGCCUGGGCUCGGACAGUGCUGUAAUUGGUCCACCACCGAUUGUACCAUCUCCCGAUGAGGCUCUUGGACCACCGAGAACUCCAUCUCCGACGAGUCCCCGACCGGCAACUACGUCCGGUGGUAACAACGGCUCGUCCUCCUCCUCUUCCUCUUCUUCAUCCGUGCCCCUCAAGUAUCAACGUCACACCGAUCCCGAGAGACAUCAUUUCAAAAAGAAAUUCUUUCAUCGAGACUGGAAUAAUGCUGGCAGUACGAGCAAAUUUCGCCCCAAGGGCAAAGAUUGGGACUGGCACAGUUCUGGACAAUGGCCCCCCAAUGGCGAUCAAUCUUAACCGGUUAGCCAUCAUCGAUGAAUCUUCAAAAACAGAAGGAAAGAGGGACAGAUGUAGGUAUCACACGUAAAGAAAACAGAAAACGUAAGACGCAAUCUUGCGUCACUUCGACAAGUGUUGGGUGCGAAAAUUUAGAUUAAUGUAUCAAGGAAGUUCCGUUAUUUCCGGUCAUGUCGGGCACGCGAACCAGAUCGUUUCGUCAAAUCAUACUGACACAGUUGACUGUCGUUUAAAAAAAAUUUUUUUUUUCUUUAUUUUCACAUUGGAUUCGACUGUAACGAAACGAUUCUGGAAGAAAAUUUUUCCAAUAUUUCCCGUCAUCAUCGGCGAUUUGAAUAACUUCAAAAUUGAAUAAAAUCAUCGAAAUUAGUGGUGCUUUAAAGCGUGAACGUUCUCGACUCAUUUUCCGAAUGUAAAUAUUGAUUAAACGGGUACUGCUUAUUUCGGUGCUAGCAGUUACGUUCCGAGUCUUUGAUGAUAUCACUCGGAUAGAAACGAUCAGUAAAGUGUACGAGUCGAUCGUUUCUGAAGAAUUGGUAAAUCUUUGAGAUUGCAAGAACCAAAAAGUAAUUUAUUUUUCGACACAUGACCAGGACAUGUUAAUGGCACUUCCUUAACGAUUCGUGCGUAGACGAGAGUGUUCGCUGGAAAAUGGCGUGUUAGGGGGAUGAAAAUGUAAUUCGGUACCUCAGCCGAUAUCGUCAUUCGCGAAUGUGACGAUUAUUGGAAAUUUGUCAAUUUCUCCGUGCUCUUAUCUAGCCGGACCAUAGUUCCGUAAAAAGUGAGCUCGUCGGAGAAACGCAUUGAAAAAUUAUAGUGUUUCACGAUUUUUAGAAUAUUUGUGUUUCGUGGUUAGUAACAGGAUUGAAAAAUUCAGUUAUUCGCCACUUCCAGGUCGUAAAUAAUCGCCUUGCCGACCGGUUUGGAAUUAUAUUUCAUGAUCAAAAUAGAUUUUCUUAUCUCAAAUGUAAUGAAAUUUUUGCCUCCGACUGUUAAAUCACAACUAAUGGUGGUUUUCAUUCGAUUGAUUGGGGGUGAUUUUUUCGGAACAUCUCAAAGUCGAUUCGAUUGAAAGUAGAGUGUAAAUACGUAAUUCAUACCGAAUCAAUGUAGGGAAUAAUUUUCCAUCCGUUUCUCCGGCCGAGUAUCGAGACUACAUAGCAUUUUUUUACGUAUACGUUUAAAAACGUGUUCGAUGCGGAUUUGUACCGUUUAUAUAGGAAGAAAAAAAUACGAAAUUUGAGAAGAAGUGAGAACGUGAAAAAUUGUGUGAUGUUUUUUUCGGUCGUAAAUUAAAUGCCAAAAUGAGAUUUAAAAAAAUUUCGUGAUUACCCAAAGUGGGCAAUCUCUCUUGAGUUAUUUCUAUGUUUUUUCGUCGCUGACGGCACAGCCGAUUCUUAAUGGCACGUAGACGAGUGGCGUCAUUUUCGGACCUCUAGGAAUCGGAUUUUCGUCGUCGCAACGAGAAAAUCCCAAAACCUUUGUGUGUUCGUUUUUCCGUUGGAAAAGAAGUUGAUAGCAAAGAAAAAGAAAAAAGAAACAUAAAAAAGCAACCGAGCUAAGAAAUAGGAUCUUUUUACAUCGCCAUUAUCUCACAUCGUUGAUGAACGAUCAUGACUGACGUGUUCACUGUUGUACAUAUAUAAAUUAUUACGCAGGAUUAUGGCAACAGACAAUAUAAUUAUUAUCUCUGGAAUCGACAAUGAAAAUGAAAAUAAUAACAAGAAACAAAAAUGUGUAAGAACAACAAAAAGAACAAAAAGACCAGCGUUACUUCAAGCGAAAUAAGAUUUACGUCGGUCUCGUGAACGAAGAUCAUUUUUUAUCAUACGAGUUUAACUGCAGCUACGGUUUUCUAAGAAAAUCAUUGUAAAUAAUGAAAUGAUACGAACAAUUAUUUCGUCACCACGAGCCAAGCAAUUCGUAACUAACCAUGCGAAAAAAAAUAAAUAAAUGGUAAUUCGACCCGGUUACCAAAAAACAGUCACACUCACAUUACUGUAAUGAACGAUCGUUCGGAUAAGCGCCCUCAUACUGAUUAGUACAUAUAGUUAUUGUGAUGUAGGCACCUGCCGACCUUAGCAUGUUACAUACACUGCCGAAACUUCUAUUAAUUAAUUUUAUUAUUGAUUAUGAUUAUUAUUUAUUGUUUUAUUGGAAUAUUUUAAUACUAAGGUUUUUGUAACUAUA
Messenger RNA from Venturia canescens, 6949 nucleotides. It is a transcript of the gene gpp, whose product is annotated as grappa. Gene Ontology annotation, cellular component: nucleus. The transcript has 11 exons. NCBI's taxonomy places the organism in Eukaryota, Metazoa, Arthropoda, Insecta, Hymenoptera, Ichneumonidae. Gene Ontology annotation, biological process: DNA repair; regulation of transcription regulatory region DNA binding; DNA damage checkpoint signaling. Gene Ontology annotation, molecular function: histone H3K79 methyltransferase activity. The coding region runs from base 629 to 4759 and encodes 1376 amino acids. The record is from RefSeq and is a predicted model, not a curated record.